AUGACCCUCCCGCCAGCAGCCGGAGAGCAACGCGAUUCAAGGCAAAACUGCUCCGCAGAUCUAGAAGCUUCCACAGAGGCCGCUUCGGGCAGCAAGCCCUCCGCAUCCGCUGCAGAGGGCACCCGCGCGCGCUCUCACUCGAGGCACCCGCAGUUGUUGCUUUCAAACAGCGCACCGCGGUUGCUCUCGUUCACGCUCAACAUCGUCAACACUCUCCACUGGGGGAAAAAGAGCAUUGUUCGUCUUAGCAGGACAUCGCACGAGCAGGAGCAGGAGCAAACACGGGGGGCGACACCGAUGCCCCGCCACAGCUCCCCCCCCAACGACACUAGUCUACUCGACAUACGGGGGUCGGCCGUACAUUUUAAUAGUACGACGCACAGCGCUACUGCACAUCCAUGGCAAGGUCCCAUCACCGCAUUCACCGCACAACCUUUCCCGGAGAUGCAAAAAGCUUAG
Volvox carteri f. nagariensis is the source of this 459-nucleotide messenger RNA. RefSeq lists its product as uncharacterized. The transcript has 5 exons. Lineage: Eukaryota; Viridiplantae; Chlorophyta; Chlorophyceae; Chlamydomonadales; Volvocaceae. The record is from RefSeq and is a predicted model, not a curated record. The coding region runs from base 1 to 459 and encodes 152 amino acids.